AUGGGGUUCUUUUCUACCGGGGCCUUGUUGCUGUAUUGUUCCUUGACGCGGCACCUAAGAAGUAGUACGACAAAAGGACCAAAUCACGAACGCGUUGCGGAAAAUGAUAUGACGGAGGGAGAUGACAUUGUGAUCGAUAAUGCACCCUUUUUAGUCGCAAAUCACAAGGUUUUGCCUGCCAUUGGUACACGUAGGCCCUUGAGGAUCGCAACUAUCAAAGCCAUAGGAUACAUCGUCUACGGCCGGUUCAUCGCACCGGUCGUUCUUUCUCCGUGUCCCUCGGAAAGACGGGAGGCCGCGCGACGGGAUGUUCUGGAAGAUAGGACUAACGCAACCAAGAGCGCAAACGAGGAUCUCACCGCUUCGUGGACGCUUGGGAACGGACCUUUUGUCAAUAUAAUCUUCUCUCUCGAUGUCGGAUGUUUCCCCGUAACGGGGUUUAUUCUUGAUCUCAGACACUAUUCACGUCCUGCUCGUUACUGGGGUCUGAGUCGCCGAGCUGCCAGCGCCAUGGUUAAUGGAAAGAAUUCUGAAAGGGGAGUCAGCUCGUCUAUCGUUGACCAGAAGGACAAAAAUGGACCGCAGGUUAAACCUCAUCACUCCCACGUGACGUUUCGCCCUUUCCGACGAAGUAAAAUCGGUAUCAAAUUACUCAUCAAGAAAAUCAGCUUGUUUGACGCUAUCUACGGUCGGGUUUCUACCUUCGCUGAUGACUUGGCUGAAGGUAACGGGUUAUAUUGUGGACAUCCGCGAGAUCGGUGUCUCGGAAAGACUGCGAAUUAUCAUUAUCCUGGCUUUAUCGAUGCGUAA
Desarmillaria tabescens is the source of this 810-nucleotide messenger RNA. RefSeq lists its product as uncharacterized. The transcript has 10 exons. The coding region runs from base 1 to 810 and encodes 269 amino acids. The record is from RefSeq and is a predicted model, not a curated record. NCBI's taxonomy places the organism in Eukaryota, Fungi, Basidiomycota, Agaricomycetes, Agaricales, Physalacriaceae.